Harmonia axyridis is the source of this 2718-nucleotide messenger RNA. Its product is annotated as inhibitor of nuclear factor kappa-B kinase subunit beta-like. The record is from RefSeq and is a predicted model, not a curated record. Gene Ontology annotation, molecular function: IkappaB kinase activity; ATP binding. The transcript has 9 exons. The coding region runs from base 137 to 2344 and encodes 735 amino acids. Gene Ontology annotation, biological process: tumor necrosis factor-mediated signaling pathway; positive regulation of transcription by RNA polymerase II; peptidyl-serine phosphorylation. Gene Ontology annotation, cellular component: IkappaB kinase complex; cytoplasm. Lineage: Eukaryota; Metazoa; Arthropoda; Insecta; Coleoptera; Coccinellidae.
UAAAAGAUCUACUAGGAAUGGACCCUCUGGCUUUCACCGGUGUUAAGCCCAAGGUCCUCAGAAACCUCAGCAAAGAAAAGCUCGAGGUCCUGAAGCUACAUCUGCGCUAUUUCGGCAUACAUUCCAAAAACGAAAUAUGGAAGAUGAUCGGUAUACCGAGUGGCUCUGCGAAGAGGGGUUUCUACCCUUUCGUCUUGAUAGUAUCGUCGUUGGCUUUUUUUCGGGUUCUCCCAUGGAAGUAGAACCCUUAGUGAUAGGGGAUUGGAAUCGAAUAUCAAUAUUGGGAUCUGGAGGAUUUGGAACUGUAUAUUUAUGGCGUUCUAAUACUUCAAACGAAUCAAUAGCUGUAAAAAUGUGUAAAAUACGAUGCCUUUCAAAUCUAACUGAUAAGCAUAGAAAAAGAUGGUGCAACGAAGUGCAAAUUAUGAAAGAAUUGAUUCAUCCCAACAUUGUAAAGUAUAAACCAUUAGACCCAUUUUUGGAGAAGGAACUCAACAAGAUGAAUCCAUCGAAGUUGCCUCUUUUGUCUAUGGAAUAUUGUCAGAAGGGUAACUUGCGCCAUCUCCUCAAACAUUCACUUAAUAUGUGUGGCCUGGAAGAAGAUACAGUCAGAGAUGUCCUCUUGAAUAUUUCUAGCGCGUUGCAUUACUUGCACUCUAAGAAAAUCACUCAUAGGGACAUAAAACCGGAGAACAUCGUCAUCCAGAAUUGCCCAAACAAGCCUGAUCGAGUGAUUUAUAAACUCAUCGAUUUGGGGUAUGCCAAAGAGUUGAAUGAUAGCACUGUCAGUUUCGUGGGAACAUGGUAUUAUUUGGCUCCGGAGAUAUAUGCUAAUAGCAGUUACGACUGUUCUGUUGAUUAUUGGUCCCUUGGAGUACUUGCCUUUGAAAUAAUCUGUGGUACUCUUCCUUUCCUACCGAGGAUGUCUGAACGAGAUAGAUAUCAAUGGAUGAAGUCGAAAAGUCCCGAUCAGAUCUGUAUGUUUAUCAACCGCAUGGACAACAUCGAGUACUCGUCCCAACUCUUUAACGAAAUCAGGAUUUGCUCCUACUUAAAGGGUCAAAUGGAAAAUUGGUUGAGGAGAGCUUUACAGUUCAAUCCAUCACUGAGAGCCUCGCCAUUUUCGAACGGGAACAACUUAUUCGAAGAACUCGACUGCAUUCUGAAAAAAAAAAUAUUGAUGGUAUUUGUAGUGUAUACGUACGAAUUUUAUUCCUACGAGUUCGAUGAAUGCACCAGGUUGUCUACAGUGCGGCAGUGGCUGGCGAGAGAUACUCAAGUUCCGGAGGAAGAGCAAUUGUUACUUGGCAGCUUUCAAUUCAGCGAUUGUGAUGAGGAAACUCUCGUGGCAAACUGUUUGAUCGAUGAGAAAUACGAAAUGUUCAUGUUUAAAAGGAAUGCCCUCUUCAAUGGCUCAAAAUACGACCCACCGAGAAUGGUAAAAUUCAUGUUGAACAAAGCAGGUCAACAAUUUUACUUUUACUGUAUCAAAGAGAUCUAUGCCCACUCCGUGUUCCUCAUCCAACAGGACAUACUAUUGGCGACUGCUUUCGCUCGAGCCAUGGAUCUUUACCUGAAGCAGUUCGCCAUGAUAGUCCACAAGUUGGAGAAGAAAUGGGAAACUUCUAGGGUGCAAGUUUUGGGCUUAAAUGAAAAAUUGAAGAAAUUCAACAAACGAGUUAAGGAGGAGAACUUGUCCUGCGUGGAUCUGAAACUUUGUCAGAAAUUCUCCAAACUGAUGACUUCGAUUCAGAAUUGUUUGUGUGACGAGUACUUCUUGGCUGUAAACAUACACAAGUGGUCCACUAAAUUGAAGGCAAUGGAAACUAUCAACUUUCAGGAAGUAGUCAAAUUGCCGGAACUGAAAGAAUAUCUUAACAAAGCAGAUUUAUCAGUCAAAACGAUGGUCAGUAGUUUUGAAAAAAACCAGAAAAUGGGUUUCGGUGAAAUGUUAAGAAUAAUUUGCAAGGUUACAAAAUUCAGAGAUCGUUUGAUCAACGAUAAGAACCUGCUGGACUAUACAAGUUAUCUGGGCAAAGCGAGUGACUAUUUAAAAACCAUAUCAACAUGGAUACAAGCGUUUGAUGAUCAUGUUGCUGUUUUGCACGAGAUAUGUGAUUCAGUUGUGGCCGAGGCUGCAACAGGAUAUAGAAAUGUCGAACGUGGCGCUGAUUGCAAUAACAAAUGGUACAUGGACGAUGAAUCUUUGACGGAAUUCUACAAGAAAAAUUCAGAACAUAUUUUUUCUAAGUUCUCGAAAUUAAUAGAUGAAAGCGUUGUCAGCUGCAAUAACUAUCGCGAAGAAAUUGAUUCUUGUAUUCAAGAGAUUUCUUCGCUACUGUGAUACUUUAGUCAGCAAUCGUAUAGAUGUUAAGUUUAUAAAUUAUAUGUCGUUUCUUAGAUUUCUUAGAUUUUUUUAUCGGAUAGAUGCCAUAAAAGGUGAUAUUUUUAUAGCUAUAUCUUUAUUUUUCAUGUUGAAAACUACUCUUGGAUAUAAUGUGACAAUUAAUUUUAAGUUCAAGUAAUUAAUUAUACACUAUCCAAAUAUUUUUUACCUACUCAUUCAUGUCAAUUAAAUGUUAUGAUCUCCUUCAGCGAAAGCUGAAUUUUAUUUAUUUUGUAUUAGAUUUACUUGUUCAAGUUCAGUGUGUCCCAAGAGUGGUUUUUUUUUAUCGACUAUACUUGAACCAAAUACUGCUUUUAUAUAAUAUGUAAAAA